UUGCAGCAUAAAUUUAUUGAAGAGUGCACUACAGGCAGCUAUCCUAGUUAAAGUGCAAUGUAUCACAGUGCAGUAUCGAAAUUCUACAAAUUAAAGUGAAGAAAUGGCAAAUAUGACAUCCACUUUAGACGAUCAACAAGAACGCCACUAUAUUGGUAAUCUUCUAUGUGAAGAGGAUGUUUUCGGACAGACAAAUGGUCGCACUAUCGAGACGAAUGGAAACGGUAAUGUAUUGUCUGGAAAUGUGUUACCAACUUCAGGUCCAAUUGGUCCAACCCCAAACCGUACCUUCUGGCCAGAACCACCACCACCAUAUAGUCCAUGCUCCAUUGCCCCGCCACACUGGGCAUCAUCUGGUCAAGUUCCAGGAUUAAUGGCUCCACCACCAGUUGCUGUACCUUAUGGUCAAACACCCACUGCAACAGCUGUAACGCGUACUGAUUUUUAUCAGUCGUCUUUUGGGGGGCAUGACGAAUGGGAUAAUAUACCAGGCGCAACCAUCGAUGCAUACAUGUCAACUGGAAUGCCGUACUCCUCUCACCGAACGGUAUCGGUUUUGAAAUCACUUAUGGCACCCAAUAGUACUUUGGAUACAAUGCAGCAACAUCAUUAUCAAAACAUGUACCGUCACCACCAGCAACAUCUUGGAAGCUCUCCAGUUGAUCCACGGAUUUUUGCAGCUCCUCCACCACGUGUUUAUUCUAGCGUCGAUGAAAGUGGCCUGGUGCAUAUUGAUUCAUAUUUGCCCCCGCAUCUGCCACCUAAGGGAAUUAAAAAAACAAGUAAUCCGAUUAACGAUGUUCCUUCAACUGUGUUUUUACCGGAAGUGACCAAAGAUGCAGUUCUACCACUGAGUAAAAGUUAUCGAGAUGCAGCUUCCAAGAAACAGCAUGUCAUGUCAAGUUCAUCGCUUUCUUCUCUAAUACCAAAUCCACCAGCGUCUGUUCGUCAUACUUCAUCUUUUUUUUCAGGAGGAAAAGAUGGUGACAAUCAAACUUCAAAAAGUAUAACAUCAACAAACGGCAUAAAUAGUAAUCGCCAAUCGAUUGAUGAAGCCUCAGUUGUGCCGAUGUCCGGUAUCGUGAGUGAUGUACACAAUGAGCAGAAUGAAGGAAUUAUCCAUCCUAAAAGCAAUAUCGCAACAAAGAAAAGUUGUGGUGGUCAUGGGAAGAAAAAAGCCGAUUAUGAAUUCCAGAAAAUCACUCAUAAGAAAAACAAAGGUGCCAAGAGCAAUAAAAAUGAUCAAGUGAUCACUGAUGAAGAUGGACUAACCGGUAAUCAAGCCGUAGAUGCUUCCAGUCGUUUUGAUGUUUUACAAUCUCUUGGGACGCAGGCCACAAAUACAGUUCUACGUCGCGUUACACGUCGAUCACUGUCUUCAGUGGUUGUUCACCACGAACCAUCAGUGGAUGUAGUUACAUCGAAAACAAAAAGUAGUGACGUCUCAUUGGAAAGUACGGAAAAGGUUGAUGAAAAUGACAGCACAUUAACUGAAAAUAAAAUCAAGGAAUUUAAUCAAAAUGGAAUUAAACCAUCAGGCUUCUGUUCAACUCAGCGUAAUGUAUUCAAAAAAAUGAUUGGUGCUCGUCGUGAGCUGAACGCACAAGCACCAACUGAUUCUGCGAGAGGCAAUCGGAAACAGCGUAAUUCCAUUAAAAAACGUCAGAAUAGCGUAGCUGACUACUUAAAUAUUAUGGUAACGCUCGUAUUUUCCAUCAUCAAGCAUGCUCUUCAAUGGAUUAUGGAUCUUGUGUGGGAUAUAUCAUUGCAGCUAUGGGAUAUUACCCUUUAUAUAAUUGUGGCUGGUUACACCAGCAUUGUCUUCAAUUGCCAACGGUGCUGGUAUUCCAUGUUAGAUGCGCAACGAAAAUGUUGGGAAAAUAUUCGAUUGUUCAAUAUAAAAAGAAUGUGGAUGAAUCAAAAAAAGACUGUUGAGUGGGGUCUAAAUGAAAAUAUUCAGUUGCCGGUAACAGGAGAAGAAGCAAUGGAACGAAUUUUGAAAUGUCGUGGACGUGAUGCGUAUAUGGUACUGGGUUUAAGGGCUGACUGUAAGGAUGACGAUAUUAAACGAUAUUAUAAAAAGCAAGCUGUUCUGGUGCAUCCUGAUAAGAACCAUUUAAGUGGAGCAGAUGAAGCUUUCAAGAUUCUUUCGAGAGCAUUUGAUGCGAUUGGUGCACCCGAUGUUCGGAACAAAUAUAAUAUCGCCAAUCUGCAUAAAAAUCCACUGCACAAGGAAAUGGAAGAGUUAUGGGAGCGCUUGCGUGAAAAGAUGAACGAAGCUCGGAAUGCGAUGUACUGCGAUUGUGGUAAUAAGCACACACGUAUACCAGUAGAAAGUAUUCGAGCUUCAGAAGCUCGUUACUGCAAAAAGUGCAAACUCCGUCAUCCUGCAAAACAUAACGAUAUUUGGGCAGAAACUCGUUUCGGUGGCUUUAUUUGGAUUUAUUAUGCAUGUUUAGAUGGUGUUGUCUACGAUAUUACACAAUGGGCUACGUGUUCGAGUAAUCACUUGAAGCAUAUGAAAGCCAACAGCCAUAUGGUGCAAUAUCGUUUAGUGACAACAACCGGAGCAUCAGUAAACAAAAAUCCGUUGAAGCAAACUAAAGCUGGACAUGAAAGACAUGAGUAUGAUGACUUGUGCUCUUAUAAUCGAGGAGGACCAGACGAUGAUGGAUGUACUUGUUCGGUGUCGCUUGGUUACGGUGGUCCGGCUGCAGCAUCACAACAAGCAUCCUAUCGCCCACCGGAUAGGAAUCCAUUAAACGGUGAUCGACCGCGUCGUGCUGGAAGACGUCGGAGACAGCGCUGAAACAGCUAAUUAACUAAAUUCAGAAAUUCGGUUAUUGAUGAUUACAUUGCUCUGCAUUGAAUUUUCCUUAUACACAUCUCCUUAGUAAUCAUGCAGUUCAGUUCUUUAAAAAUUGGUUCUUUUAAAUUUGUUAGUGGUAACACAGUGAAGCUUACAGAUCUCAAGCUUGUAAGGUCCAGAAAAGACCUUUAAAUAGAAAGAAUGCUCCAUGGCUUGAGUUGGUUUUCUGUUGUUUCGCAGAUAUCCUCUUGAAGCUCUCAGACUACACGGAAGUAUUUUAGAAACUUGACUACAGUAAUUAGCAAAGCUGUCUGGUGUUCUGUGGACUCUCUUCAAGAAUAUCUAGCAUAAAAAUUGGUCCACGUCUACCUUAUUUUGACUUGAAAUAUCAUUUUAUAGACUGAAACACAGUGUUACCUCAUACCACAUAUAUCCUUCUGAAGUGUUUGCGAAGCAAGUUAGUAAUUCAUAACUUAGUUCUGUUGCAUGCUU
Molecule: messenger RNA, 3301 nt
Organism: Loa loa (African eye worm)
Lineage: Eukaryota; Metazoa; Nematoda; Chromadorea; Rhabditida; Onchocercidae
Exons: 19
Coding region: 104-2809 (901 amino acids)
Molecular function (GO): dopamine receptor binding
Source: RefSeq, a predicted model, not a curated record